AUGGAGCUCUGGAACUCCACCUCAGGAAGUGGCUUCAUCUUGGUGGGGAUUCUAAAUAACAGUGUGUAUCCUGAGCUGUUCUGUGCCACAAUCGCAGUGCUGUACAUGUUGGCCCUGACCAGCAAUGGCCUGCUACUCCUGGUCAUCACAAUGGAUACCCGGCUCCAUGUGCCCAUGUACCUCCUACUUGGGCAGCUCUCUCUCAUGGAUCUCCUGUUCACAUCAGUUGUCACCCCAAAGGCCCUUGUGGAUUUUCUAAGCAGAGAUAAUACCAUUUCCUUUGGAGGCUGUGCCCUUCAGAUGUUCCUGGCACUGACUCUGGGUGGUGCAGAGGACCUCUUACUGGCCUUCAUGGCCUAUGACAGGUAUGUGGCCAUUUGUCAUCCUUUGAACUACAUGGUCCUCAUGAGACCGAGGGUUUGCUGGCUCAUGGUGGCCACAUCCUGGAUCCUGGCAUCCCUGAGUGCCCUAGCAUAUACAGCAUAUACCAUGCACUAUCCAUUCUGCAAAGCCCGUAAGAUCAGGCACCUGCUUUGCGAGAUCCCACCCUUACUGAAGUUGGCCUGUGCAGACACCUCCAGAUACGAGCUCAUGGUGUAUGUGAUGGGUGUGACCUUCCUGAUACCUCCUCUUGCUGCUAUUCUGGUCUCCUAUGCACUAAUCCUAUUCAUGGUGCUCCACAUGUCCUCGAGUGAAGGCAGGAAGAAAGCCCUGGUCACCUGCUCUUCUCACCUGACUGUGGUUGGGAUGUUCUAUGGAGCUGCCACAUUCAUGUACGUCCUGCCCAGUUCCUUCCAUAGCCCCAAGCAAGACAACGUCAUCUCUGUUUUCUACACAAUUGUCACUCCAGCCCUGAACCCUCUGAUCUACAGCCUGAGGAAUAAGGAGGUCAUGGGAGCCUUGAGGAGGGUCCUGGGGAAACACAUGUUGCCAGCACACUCCACUUUCUAG
Messenger RNA from Tupaia belangeri chinensis (Chinese tree shrew), 951 nucleotides. Its product is annotated as olfactory receptor 2AG1. Gene Ontology annotation, biological process: G protein-coupled receptor signaling pathway. Gene Ontology annotation, cellular component: membrane. NCBI's taxonomy places the organism in Eukaryota, Metazoa, Chordata, Mammalia, Scandentia, Tupaiidae. The transcript has a single exon. Gene Ontology annotation, molecular function: olfactory receptor activity; G protein-coupled receptor activity. Bases 1 to 951 code for a protein of 316 amino acids. The record is from RefSeq and is a predicted model, not a curated record.